Molecule: messenger RNA, 1740 nt
Organism: Pestalotiopsis fici W106-1
Lineage: Eukaryota; Fungi; Ascomycota; Sordariomycetes; Amphisphaeriales; Sporocadaceae
Exons: 2
Coding region: 1-1740 (579 amino acids)
Molecular function (GO): oxidoreductase activity, acting on CH-OH group of donors; flavin adenine dinucleotide binding
Source: RefSeq, a predicted model, not a curated record
AUGGCUUCCCACAACAACAGUUUCGACUUUAUCGUGGUCGGUGGAGGAACAGCCGGCAAUGUCGUCGCUGGCCGCCUUGCCGAGAACCCCAAUGUAAAGAUCCUCAUCGUUGAGGCCGGCAUAGGCAACCCAGAGCAGGUUUCAAUGAUCAAAACGCCCUCCAGUGCCAUGGACCUUCGCGGCAGCGAGCACGACUGGGCGUACAAGACAACCAUUGUCAAACGCGACGACUACGAACGAAUCGAAAAGCCAAACACUCGGGGCAAGACACUUGGAGGCAGUUCAAACCUCAACUACUUCACCUGGGUCCCUGGCUGCAAGCCAACAUUCGACAUGUGGGAGGAAUAUGGCGGCAAGGAGUGGACAUGGGAUCCCUUGGUGCCGUACUUACGGAAGAGCGUGACCUACCAUGACGACCCCCAACUGUACAACCCAGAACUGAAAAAGACUGGAUCCGGUGGUCCUAUUCACGUCUCCCACGCUGAGCUACUAGACGAGCUUGCACCAUUCCGCGCUGCCCUCACCAAGGCGUGGACAUCGAUGGGACAGCCACUCACGGAGAAUAUUUACGACGGCGAAAUGAUUGGACUCACCCACUGCAUGGACUCCAUCUACAGAGGCCGGCGGUCAGGAAGUAACCUUUUCCUCGAGGGGAAGCCAAACAUUACGGUGAUGCCGCAAGUGCAAUCCAAAACUCUGAUCAUUGACCCUGCCGACAAAUCGUGCAAGGGUGUUACCGUCAUUGAUGCAUCCGGCCAAGAGCACAGCUUCUUUGCCAAGCGCGAGGUCAUUCUAUCCCAGGGCGUAUUCGAGAGUCCGAAGUUACUCAUGCUCAGCGGAAUCGGUCCCUCCAAGGAGUUGCAAAAGCAUGGCAUUAAAGUCCUGGUCGACAACCCCCAUGUCGGCCAGCAUCUCCUUGAUCACCCAGGCGUGCCCUUUGUCCUACGUGUCAAGGACAACAUCACCAUGGAUAACUACUUGAUCCACAAGACAAAUUUGCAUACCCAGUCUGUGGAGAAAUACAGCAAGGAUCACUCCGGCCCCGUCGCGUCCGGUCUCCUGGAGCUCGUGGGAUUCCCCCGGAUCGACAACUACUUCGAAAAGGACCCCGAGUACCGCAAGCGCAAAGCGGCCAAUGGCGGACGCGAUCCCUUCUGCCCCGACGGCCAGCCGCACUUUGAGCUCGACUUUGUCGGCAUGUUUGGCAGCGCGUUCCAGUGGCACUACCCCGUGCCCAAGGAGGGCUGCUACACGACCGUCAUUGUCGACCUGGUGCGCCCCGUCUCCGAGCCCGGCGAGGUCACGCUCAACAGCGCCGACCCGCUCGUGCAGCCCAAUAUCAACCUCAACUUCUUCUCCGACGAGCUCGACAUAAUCGCCAUGCGCGAGGGUAUCCGGUUCAGCUACGACUUGCUCACCAAGAGCGAAGGGUUCAAGGACCUUGUUGUCGCCGAGUACCCGUGGGAGAUGCCGCUCGAUGACGAUGUCGCCAUGAGACGUGCCGUGCUAGAUCGCUGCCAAACUGCCUUUCACCCAUGCGGCACUGCACGUCUGUCCAAGAGCAUUGAGCAGGGUGUAGUCGAUCCGGCUCUCAGGGUCCAUGGCGUCAGCAACUUGCGCGUGAUUGACGCUUCAGUCAUUCCGGUCAUUCCAGACUGCCGUAUCCAGAACUCCGUGUACAUGGUUGGUGAGAAGGGCGCUGAUAUAAUCAAGGCUGCACACAAGGAUUUGUAUGCUUAG